Messenger RNA from Cuculus canorus (common cuckoo), 1060 nucleotides. RefSeq names its product putative small proline-rich protein 5. NCBI's taxonomy places the organism in Eukaryota, Metazoa, Chordata, Aves, Cuculiformes, Cuculidae. Bases 353 to 751 code for a protein of 132 amino acids. The transcript has 2 exons. The record is from RefSeq and is a predicted model, not a curated record.
GUAAUUGUCUUUCUUUCACAGGAAGAUGUGAUCACGUUUAGCUCUUGGUCCAUGUGAUGUCCCAGCCCAGCUUGAGGAAUUGGUACUCCUGGAUUACAAACAUCUCUUCCGCUUGACAUUUGCUGUCCGUGACCAGAUCCAUUUGUUUCUUCAGCAUUGGCGUCACUUCACAUGAAAUACCUUCCAAUCUCUUUCAUAGGGAGGCAAAGGAAUUAGUGUGCUAUUAAUAACCUAUGGGACAAUUAAAAUGCUAAAAGCACAGUGCAUCAAAGGGAAAACAUCGGAAGCUGAAUAGAGCGGAUAGAAAUGGGCUAGGAUAUGUAAUUAGGUUACACUUGCCAAGAGAUGUCUCAUGUCCCAGAUAACUCUUCGGAAGAGUAUAAAAGGUCUCUCAGCCUGGUUUCCUUCACUUGCUUCCCGGCUCCUAUACUCCUUCAUUCCUGUUGCUGAAGGGCUCUGCCAAUACUCCAGAAAGAUGUGCUCCCGCAGGUCCUGCCACAGCCACGAAACCUCCUGCCAUGAACCCCACUCCUCCUGCCACGACUCGGGAUCCUCCUGCCAUUACACCAUCCAGAGGCAGCCUGUGCAGAAGUUCUCCUACGUGACCCCCUGCUGCCCUCCUGUGCAGCCCUAUUGCCCCCCUGUGCAGCCCUAUUGCCCCCCCGUGCAGCGCUACUGCCCCCAGACCCCCUACUGCCCCCAGUACCCCAAGAACAUCUGCAAGCUGCCGCCAACAUACCCCAAGUAUUAACGGCAAGAUUCGGCCCCAGACCCGGACCCACUGGCUCGCUCCUCUCUCGGGUGGUCUCAAUGCUUAAAGCUUGAAUCACUGUUUCUCUUUUUCCAUUCUUGAUUUGUAUGAAUCCUCAAAUAACUCACCUGUGAUUAGAAGUUUCUUCAACACUGUAAAUUGGAUCUGGUUUAAUUUCUUUAGCGUGCAAGCUUAUAUUCUCCUCCAAAAGAUUGGGCAUGUUUUCUGCUGGUGGGGGCUUACACGUGAUGUGUCAACCUCCAAAUCAUGUGGAUGAGACAAUAAAAUUUCAUUUCUAAAAAUACAAAA